AUGUUUCUGUGCUUCUGGGGCUCUUACUUCGCUUUCUUCUUCACUGCUGCAUACGCCAGAGAUAUCCUGGGUAUUUCUUACACUUCGGCGCUGGAUGUCCUGAUGAUUAUGAGCGGCGUUGGGAUCGUCGGCCGGAUUUUACCAAGCUAUUUGGCAGACCGCGCCGGAGCCCUGACAGUGCUCGUACCGACAGCCGCCGCUGGCGCCCUCAUCAUGUUCACUUGGCUUGCCGUGGAUAGAAAGGGUGCCUUCUACGCAUGGGCUGCGAUAAGCGGGAUCAUCUUGGGAGGUAUCCAGGCGGUGUUUCCUUCCGCACUAGCCUCUUUGACAGCCGAUCCUAGCAAACAGGGCACAAGAAUCGGCAUGAUCUUCACGAUAGUCAGUUUCUCAGUCUUGUCAGGGCCUCCAAUUGGGGGCGCGCUUGUGUCUGCAUUGGGUGGGCGGUACUUCGGAGGACAGGUAUUUUCUGGGUGCUGUCUGACUCUAGGCAUGGUCUUCUUAUUUGCGGCAAGAGAAGCUAAGCGAAGGAGCAAGGGCGGACAGUUUUGGAUGAAGGUGUGA
Colletotrichum gloeosporioides is the source of this 561-nucleotide messenger RNA. RefSeq lists its product as uncharacterized. The coding region runs from base 1 to 561 and encodes 186 amino acids. Gene Ontology annotation, molecular function: transmembrane transporter activity. Gene Ontology annotation, biological process: transmembrane transport. NCBI's taxonomy places the organism in Eukaryota, Fungi, Ascomycota, Sordariomycetes, Glomerellales, Glomerellaceae. Gene Ontology annotation, cellular component: fungal-type vacuole membrane. The record is from RefSeq and is a predicted model, not a curated record. The transcript is spliced from 2 exons.